GACCUUUCCUCUCCCCCCCCCCCCUCUCUCUCUCUCUACGCCCGCUAUUUAACUGGACCUUUUCCUUACGCAACCUCGCGUGCCUUCCGCUACUCAACCCUAUCUCCGACUCGAUCUCCAAUCUUUCUCUCUCUUCUCCGUCUCUGUUCCUGCAGCAGCAGAGCAUCGGAGAAGGGAGGAGGGUGGAAAGAGCCUCGCCCACGCAUGAGACUCGCCUCGCUCGGACGGGAACCAGAAGGAGAAGCAGCAGAUCGAGAGAAUGUCUAACGUGCCCUCCUCCCUGUCGGAAGUCUGCCUCACCCUCUUCCGCCUCGCCAUGUCCGUCGCCCUCCGCCUGAAACCCCCCACAUCGUAACGGGAACACGCGCUUACUCUCUGUCUCUGUCUCUGUUCGUUCCUCUUCCUCUCUCUCUUUCCUGUUCGAGUCCUGUGCCUUCCGAUGAGGACGCUCAAGCUCAGAUUCAGGGGCAUCAAGCUCAAGAAGCGCCUCUGCCGGGCCACCCGGUGGAUCCUCCGGCGACCCAAGAACCCGGUCGCCUACCUCCGCCUCGGCACCCCGGCCUCGUCCCCGCUUCUCCCGCCGCCGCCCCGGGAACCGCGGAGGACGCCCGUGUCGAGGCUCCUCACGUGGGGCCGCCGCCUGACCAGCAAGACCAAGUGCCUCUGCUCCGCGAAGCCCGGGUCGGGCUACCUGCCCGUGGGCAAAGACCCGCAGCCCGCCUCGGCGGCGGCGGCGGUGCCCAAGGGGCACCUCGCGGUCUACGUCGGCCAGAAGGACGCCGACUUCUGCCGGGUCCUGGUGCCGGUGAUCUACUUCAACCAUCCCCUGUUCGGGGAGCUCCUGAGGGAGGCCGAAGAGGAGUUCGGCUACGACCACCCGGGCGGGAUCACGAUCCCCUGCGGCGUAUCGGAAUUCGAGCGGGUCAAGACCAAGAUCGCCGCCGGUGGCGGCGGCGGUCGCGGCGGUGCGAGGAUGGCGCUGAAGCGGUGUUACUGACGAGCAACGCCAUCAUGCGCACAGAUGAAUCGAGGCGUCCGAUCAUUUCGAUAUGCGCCGAUUGUAGACUAGACGAUGAUGAAAAAGAUAGAGAUUAUUAUCAUUCUUCCUUCAUACAAUAUUGUAGCAGUACUAGUACCUGAACUACUUUCAUACAUGUGAAUAUAGUCAAAGUUUUGUUCAUCUUC
Eucalyptus grandis is the source of this 1185-nucleotide messenger RNA. RefSeq names its product auxin-responsive protein SAUR36. Bases 440 to 997 code for a protein of 185 amino acids. Lineage: Eukaryota; Viridiplantae; Streptophyta; Magnoliopsida; Myrtales; Myrtaceae. Gene Ontology annotation, biological process: response to auxin. The transcript has a single exon. The record is from RefSeq and is a predicted model, not a curated record.